This is a messenger RNA of Candidula unifasciata, 855 nucleotides long. NCBI's taxonomy places the organism in Eukaryota, Metazoa, Mollusca, Gastropoda, Stylommatophora, Geomitridae. The record is from the annotation of a GenBank genome assembly.
AUGGCGCUUAGAUAUUUGGUUACCAUGGUGGCGUUGGCACUGCUGUCAGAAAUAUUACCAGCGGCAAGUUUUAUACGCUACCUGAAUAACCCGUGCCUCAGUUCCCCGGAUUCAUGUACCGGCAAUCUUGACGGCAACUACCCGAUCUGCCACCCUGGGUGUCAGAGCGGCGACUACAUCGCUUGUUCCAACGGGUUCGGCUAUAUCAUGCCAUGCCCAGUUGGGUGGUACUCAGGCAAUGGCGGAAGCUUCCUGAAGAAGAUGAUGUAUGAUCCUUCAAGUGAUUCUUGUGAACUGUCAACGCCGCACUGUCUUCGGCUGGGCGAGUCGUCACCAGCGACCCCAAUAACCACCAUCCUAACAACCACAACCCCUGCAGCAGAGACCUCAGAAACAACAACCCCACAAAUAACGACCCCAACAACAACUCCAACAACAAACAACUUAACAACAUCAAUGACCCCACCAGAAACAAUCACCCCAACAACAACUACCUUAACCACAUCAACAAGCCCGUCAGAAACAACCACCCCAACAACAGAGUCUUCGAUAACAACGCCCCCUACAAUAACAAGCAUGAACCCAUCAACAACGAUCCCUACAACAACCACCCCAAGAACGCCAGAAGCCUGUAUGGCCGCGAUGGCUCCAACCUGCAAGGGUCUACCGAACGGAUCCUACCCAGCGUGUCCUCCAGAUUGUAGAAAUGGUCUUUAUUUUCUCUGCGAAAAUGAACUCCAUAAACAAAAGACCUGUGAGAGACUGUUUCACCCAAUCUUUGGCUAUGUCCAGGGAGUGUUCGAUCCGCCAGUCGGAAGAUGCCGGUUCUAUUCCGGUUCAUGCCCAACACCAUAA